CAUUUGUCUGGGAAGAUGCUCCUUCGUGCGGCAGGGAGCCAGGCAGGGAAGCAAUUUGUCCUGCCAGCACCAUAUUUCACUCGUACUUGGCUUCAUAUUUAUUUCCUAGCUGAUUCUCAUCUUGACAUUGCAUGACAAUGAUGCUGCUGCUGCUGGUGAAGUUGCUCCAUAUCGCUAUCUAUGUUGGUUCCAGCAGACUCAAACGAGUUCAUUCCUUCUGGCUGGACUUUCUCUUGUUUUUGUUAUUGUUUGGCUGUGUUGCAUUUAUGUAUCAGUUGGUUAAAAAGAGUUGGUUGGCAAACAGUUUAGUAUUACAGGGUGAAUUUUUAUCAGUGGAUGAUGGAAAUGUAGAGUGAAACUGCUGCUCUGGGGGAAUUGAUCUGCUGCACACACAUUUUGCCCUCCUCCAGCGGAAAAGCAUACGACAUUGGAGUUUGGUGGAGAGCAGCAGCAGAUGUAGAGGAGCAGUUUCUCGGAAAUCAACCAUUUCCAUUCUGCUCAUCUUCAGUCCUUGUUGGGAGUAGGUGUCUCGUCCUACGUGGGACAACAACGGCAAAUCCUAAUCCUCCAGCAAUUUUAAAGCCAGCAGAACCCCUCGUCACUGGAGAAAGUUUUGGACAAAAUUACUUUCACCCUGACCUUGUUGAACAAAAGUCAACCCACACAUACACAAGUACCCUCCUCGACUAAUGAGACUGAAACUCUAAUCUAAUUGGUUACAUGUUCUUUGAUUCAUUCACUCAUUUAACUGACCAUAAUUAUAUAAAUACAUUGUGGAACAAUCUCGGAGCUGCUCAUAUACCAUUUUCAAAAAGGAUAAAAAGAACCUACGCUUUAACCAUUCGAUUUUGACCUGCCGGUGGAAUCCAGAUUCAAUUCUAAUAUUGGGGAAAUUCUGAAGAGUUGGAUCAUAAAUCAUCUCGUUACUUUGCAUCAGAUUGACUGUGAGGAGGAGGUGGAAAAUGAGAUCCCAAAAUAAUUGAAAACCUUUUUCACUGUCCUGGAAUUUGUGGAAGCAAGACAAAAAUGAUGCCCCUGAGUGGAACGUUGGGAACCAUGAAUCUUCCCACAAAUAGCUCAGUAGACACGGAAGAUUUGUCAAUUCUGGUUCAAGAAUUAAGGGAGCUGGGCUUUGAUGCGAUUAGGUUUGCAUCUUAUAGAACAGCAGCAAAAUUACGCUACAUUCAAAAGAAAUCUAAUUUUUUACUCGUCGACUUGUGGAAUGUUAUUGAAGGAUUUCGGGAAAAUGGUCUGAAUGGGCUCGAUCCCUACUCCAUCAUUACUGUGCCAAAAUUGGAAUCCGUUGUGACCUCAUUAUUUCUGAAUUUGAAUAAGCGUCUUCCUUUGAAGGCGCAAGUUGAUGUUUUGAGCUGUGCACGUUACCUUCUUUCCUGGUUGCUAAUUGCUUUCGAUGGCGAGGGGUCUGGACGAGUGCGUAUGUUCUCCGUAAAAAUUGGACUCGUCACACUUUGUAAUGGAAAAUUAGUGGAUAAGUUUCGAUAUGUAUUUUCACUGAUUUCUGACACCAACGGUUGUUUGGUGCUGUCAAGAUUUUCUGAGUACCUUCAGGAAUGCCUAGCGUUGCCAGCAAUGGUUUUAGAGUCGCCAACAUUUGGAUACACGGACGGUUUAGCAACGACAAUAUUUGACGGGACCAGUAAAAUUACAGUGAACGGAUUUCUGGAUGCGCUUUUAAACGAGCCAGGCCCACCUUCCUUAAUGUGGUUGCCGUUAUUACAUUCGAUGGCUACGGUCGAGGACAUAAAUCAUGGAGUACAAUGCAGUGUCUGUAAAGUUGGGAACAUUCAGGGAUUUCGUUACAAGUGCCAGAAGUGCUCCAGCUUUAACAUGUGCCAAAAUUGCUUUUGGGAAGGGAAAACUUCUGACAAUCAUCGAACAGACCAUGAAGUGAAGGAAUACGCUACUUGUAAAUCUGGGGGAAAGGGAUUGCGAAAUUCUUUCCGAAAAUCUCUCCGCUGUGUGCCGGACAAACCAAAGAAACUUGUUCCAAGAUUUCCUGAAAAACCAGAGGAACUUAUAAAUCUCUCUCAUAUUGUCCCACCUUCUCCUUUGCCUUUGCACAAUGGGUUCUCUGCUGUUGGAUAUGAUUCUUUGGACGCUUACUGUGAUCAGAAAAUGUUUGCAUUGGACUUGGGACAAGGCCCGAGCAGAAUGGUCAACAGUUACUCUGAAAGCGUUAGUGAAAGUGAUGAAGAACACAGGCUUAUUGCGAGGUAUACGGCAAGAUUGGCAUCCGAUGGAAAAUAUCCACCAGCCCCUCAAUACCAUACACUUCAGCACAACCGAAAUAUGUCCCAAACUAGUAUGAAUUUAUUUGAUUCUACACAAAGUCAAAGGGACAUGAUCAGUCAGUUGGAAAGUCGUAACCGAGAAAUAAUGAAUCAGAUUGCGCGUUUGAGAGCGCAGCAAGAGUUGAAUUAUCUCAAUGAAUCUGUCGAUCCGAUUGCAAUGGAUGAGCUUCAUGCAUUGCGGGACUACAAGAUGGAUUUAGAAGAUAAGCUAGGCGGCCUCCAAGAUUCUCGACGCCAUUUGAUGGGUCAGCUUGAAGGAUUGAUGAAGCUGCUGAAAGCACAACAGUUAAGUUCCGAUGGAACUCCAGAGUGUUCUCCGCGAAGUGGCAAAACUCCACCAAUGCCAAUCUACCAAACGGGAUCACUGCAUCGAUCCGCUCCAGCGACACCGCAUCAUUCCGACACUUAUACCACUUUGACUGGAGAACUUCGUUCGGCAUAUGGAAAUUCGGCAGACUUCAAUUCACGCUCAUACACGGAUUCUUCUAAGAAUUCGACCGAUAUGAUGAGCCGGAGUCUUCGAGAUGACCUGCUGAUGGCUGCUGACUCUGUGACUAACGCAAUGAGCAGCUUAGUGGAUGAACUAAAUGCAGAUGACGAUAGAUUGGAACACAGAAUAAUGAAACCCUUGGAAUUUGAAGGGUCGGGGGAGAAUUAUUCACAAAAUAGUCGGUGGAGACAGGAGAUUGAGGCGAAGCUUCAAGAGGAAGAAGACACUCAAAUGCAAAUGUUAAUGGAAUUUCGGUCGAGAAAAUCAUCCAAUGGUUCAGGAUAUGCUGUUCCUAAUGGCGUAGGAAUUGGGAAUGGGCGCGUCGGCAUGCCCAUUCAAUAUAAUCCAGUCAAUGGAAAAAAUGGCAGUUUUUGUGACCGCGAUGGAAAUCAUUAUGAUCGAGGAUCAGAUUCUCUGGGAAGACGCCGGCGCAGUUUUGACAACAAUGAACAUGGAUUUAACAAAUCUCAGAGGGAUGUUGUCAACGGGUCUCAUGUCAAAGGUGGUGAUGGGCCAGAUCUUAACUGUCCAGACUGGGAAGAUGGUCUCAAACGUCGGUUAAACCACUGAAGAAGUUACUAGCCCUAAGUUUGACCAAUGUAAGGAAAGAAUUACAUUCAUGGAUGGACAACUACUGACAAUAUAGAUAUAAAAAAUAUAUAUAUCCUAUACAUACAUAGCUAAAGUUUAAAUAUUUAUAAUGACGGCGUUUGGCAAAUUUUUCCUAAUCAUGUUGCCGGAAUAGAUAACUAAAAUUACCAAGAAAAUACUAUACUGUAUAAAGAACCAAAUUGGAACUAAAUUGUAUAUAGUACAAAAUACAGGAAGAAUGAUUUAUUGAUGAAGAAUUAGAAUGUAGAGUACACAAUAAUUAAAUGUCUUUUACCGUGUAACAUGAAUAUAUAUGAAUGCUUAAGAAAAAAGUUAAUGUACAAUAAUAUGUAAGACCAAGUAAGGGAUGCCGUGUAUAAUAAGUUAUCGUUAACAAGUCUCAACCCAUGACAUAUAACUAUGUAGAAAACCUGCAAUCUUGUCUAAGUCUGAUUGGCUGCUCUUGUUAUUGUUACCCACGUCGGGUUGUCGAAAUAUAAGGGGCCCAUACAUACAUAAGUAAAUAUAUUUAGCAAUGAAUGAUAUUAUCUGCACGGAUGCGAAAAAAACGGUUUUUGUUGGAACGAUUAUUAGCGAUAUGGAAAUGAUAAUGAAGUUUCUCUCUAAUAAUUUGUGGAGAAGGAAAGUGAUUGAUUAUGUAAUUCCAUUAUGACCUCUGUGAUUCAUAUUUUAUGACACUUUUGAUCUGAGUUUUAUUCCUGUUAAACAAUAACUCCACUUAUGAAAGACUGUUAUAUGAUGCAAAGUUCUGCUGAAUGAGAGUUUGGUUCAUUCUCGUCGUUAUAAAUACUAAACUUUCCAUUAUUACAUUCACCAUCAGAAGUAUGAUGAAUGUUUGUAUGAUCAAAUUUAUGUAUCCACAACUUAAAGAUAUUAAGAAAUUAAUAAAAUGCAAUUCUCUAACAA
Folsomia candida is the source of this 4320-nucleotide messenger RNA. Its product is annotated as dystrobrevin beta. The coding region runs from base 1027 to 3372 and encodes 781 amino acids. Gene Ontology annotation, biological process: synaptic signaling. Gene Ontology annotation, molecular function: zinc ion binding. Lineage: Eukaryota; Metazoa; Arthropoda; Collembola; Entomobryomorpha; Isotomidae. The transcript is spliced from 25 exons. Gene Ontology annotation, cellular component: plasma membrane; synapse. The record is from RefSeq and is a predicted model, not a curated record.